CCUGUGGGUGUGCAGCUUGAAUGCUUCUCUGCGUCCUGCUCUGAGCUCUGCUGUUGUGUGCUGUGAGGGGACCUCAGGGAAAUGCUGAAAUCAAGACAUGGAUGCAGUGACUUUUGAUGAUGUGCAUGUGAACUUCACUGAGGAAGAGUGGAAUUUGCUGGAUCCUUCCCACAAGAGUCUCUACAAAAAUGUGAUGUUUGAAACCUACCUGAACCUCAGAGCUAUAGGCUAUAAUUGGGAAGACGAUCCUCUUGAAGAACAUUCCUUUACAAGAUCCAGUCAUCUCAAAUAUCAUAAAACAACACAUACUGGAGAGAAACCCUAUGAAUGCAAUCAAUGUGGUAAAGUCUUUGCAGAUCACAGUUAUCUACAAAAACAUAAAAGAUCACAUACAGGAGAGAAACCUUAUAAAUGUAAUCAAUGCGGUAAAAGUUUUGCACAUCACAGUACUUUCCAAUAUCAUAAAAGAACACAUACUGGAGAGAAACCUUAUGAAUGUAAUCAAUGUGGUAAAGCCUUUGCACAGCGCAGUGAUCUCCAAUAUCAUAAAAGAACACAUACUGGAGAGAAACCUUAUGAAUGUAAUCAAUGUGGUAAAGCCUUUGCAAGACCCAGUCAUCUCCGAUAUCAUAAAAGAACACAUACUGGAGAGAAA
Molecule: messenger RNA, 655 nt
Organism: Apodemus sylvaticus (European woodmouse)
Lineage: Eukaryota; Metazoa; Chordata; Mammalia; Rodentia; Muridae
Product: zinc finger protein 431-like
Exons: 4
Biological process (GO): regulation of DNA-templated transcription
Source: RefSeq, a predicted model, not a curated record